AUGAUUGCCGACCAUUCUCCAACAACUCCUUCAACACCAUCUUCAUCCAAUCCACAAGAACCCAAUUCUUCUUCGUCAACAGUUGGAACCAACACAACGACCCCUCACACCAUUCCUCCCAACGAUCAUUCCUCAUCGAUGGAACUCGGAACUAAAGCACUCACUCCCAACACCAAACAGCAUCAUCAUCGAAUAUUACUUUCAUUUCCUCCAUCAAAGACAUCUUCAGCAAAUACCACACCCAAUGCUUCACCAAAUUCAACAACACCCAACUCGUCGUCACUAACACCAUUUUCCUUCUUUAAACGAUUAUUAACAAAAUCCAACAAGACAUCGAGCAAUUUGCCAUUAGUAGUAGUAGGAAAUAAUCAUCAAACACCUUCAACAACAACAACAGCACUGAAAGACAAUGAUCGACCUUUGAAUGGAUCCAAAUCGGAAGAUCUUUCUUUCACUCAUCCAGGUGCAUCCAAUCAUGAUUUUCCAACGAGUUUACCUUCCACGAAAGAACAAGAAAGGAAUUAUGAAAAUAUUGUGCAACAUUUAAAUGGAGGAAAUGUUGGACACAUGUUGACUCGUGUGAAUAUUGAUGCAUUUGUAUCAUCACAACAACCAUUAUUGGAUCAAAAUAAUCAUCAAGGAAUGGCAUUAACAACACCUCUGAUUGAAGUGACACCAAUUAUUGGUCAACAACAACAACCAUCCAAUGCUCAAAAUAAUGACACGACGACACUAUUGCAACAACCAUUGAAUGGUAUUGUUGUCACAAAUGAAAAUAGUAUUCCCAUUUUGGGUGAUCCAAGUGAAUUAUCUUCUCAAUUUCAUGAAACUCCAAAUUCAACAAAUUUCAAAGUGCUUUCAGCCAAUAUCUUUGAUCAAGAAAUGACAAACGAUGGAAUUAAUAAUCAUUCAAGUAGCAACAAGAACCCAAAGAAGGACACCAAUUCGAAACGAAAGAAAGGCAGUCCAACAUCCUCAACGGUCACUUUUCAACCCAUCCCUUCCACUUGUUCGGUCAGGAAGUCCUCUACUUCUACGUCACAUCAGCGCCAUCGUAACAAUAAUGGUUCUCCAUUAUUUCGAACGAAUCGACCCACUGCUCCAAAAACUUACCUUAAAAAGCUCACUUUUAUGGAAAGUUUAUCCACUUCUGCCGACCCUUCCACCUCUGCUUCGACUCACUCGUCCUCUUCUUCGAAAAAACACUCAGGAAAUACUGAUAUUGUGGAAAAUGAUUUACUUUUCAAUGAUUUACAAGUUUUCCAAAAUCAAGUUGUGAAGAGAUAUAUCAAAAUUUUAGAACAACCCAUGGUGUGUAAAGCAUUCAAUUAUGAAGUAUUGGGUCCUCAGAAUUUUCUAUUGAAUCCAUAUAUGGGAGUAUCUUCUGUAACAUCUACUGAGAAUACGAGGAAAUUGCAUGGCAAUGAAACAACGAGUCAUUCAAAUACUACUUCCAACGACAGUAAUGCCAUUUCUUCUCCAAAAAAGAACAAUUCUCAAUCAUCGUCACCAUCCUUAAAUCCCUAUCUUUUUGAUGACAAAUUUAUUCAAGAAUAUCAUUGGAGACGAAGAAGAUCAACACAAGACAUGAACAAACACACGUCAAACAUUCCCAAUGUGCCAACCAUUGAUAUUGUGUGUGAAGAUGGAGCGACUCUCUCGUGUUAUUUUGAAUUCAUUGGACAUCAGAAUUUUGAACAACAUCAUCCUACGAGUCAUCAUCAUCAUUAUAAUGGAACAUCUACCAUUCCUUCCACACAUCAUCACACAGGUCAUUCAGAUAGUUCAGAUAGCAACAACAACUCUCAUGCACCCACGACGAGUAAGAAAACAGUGAUAUUCUUUCAUGAUGGUUCUGAAGAAGCAUUUGAAUACUUUUCAAAUUCAUCUCUUUGUAAAUUCAAAGAUUUCAUUCUCUCCAUGGGACUUCAAAUUUUCAUAUUUGAAUAUCGAGGUUUUGGAUUUUCCACAUGUGCACGUGGAGAAGAUGAACGAACUUCUCUUCAUCGAUUCUUGGAAACAGAUUGCAAAUUAAUUCAUCAUCUUUUCUUGACUCGAUUGAAAAUACCCAUGUCUGAUGUGAUUGUGUAUGGAAAGGGAUUUUUAGGAACUACUUGUGCGUUGCAUUACGUUUCCAAGUUUCCCAUGGUGUCAGGUCUUUGUUUGGAAUCACCUUGUGUGGAUAUUCUAAAAUUGGUCAAUGCCAACAUUCCAGAAAGUGUUCUCUCUCAAAUGGGUCUCUCUGAACAAGCAGACGCAUUGGAUGAUUUAUGGAAUUUAAAUAUACGUCUCGAAGAAGAAGAAUCGAUCAAAUUUGAAUUUACCAAUUACAAUUUUGGAGUUGAGGAAUAUUAUCGAGUGAAAAAACCACUAAAAUCCAUGAACAACAAUCGAACAAUUCAAAGAAAACCCAAUCCUCAUAACACAACCAUUGCAUGUAAAGUGGGCGAUGAAAAGUAUUACACCAUGAAAGAGCUCAAAAAUUGUAUCUUGCAUCAUUUUAACACUGUGGAAAAGCUUUCUUCCUUUACUGGAAAAUUACUCAUUCUUUUUCAACAAGGAAAUGAAUUGGUUCCAUACGGUGAUAUUGAAAGCUUUUUCAAGAAUGUCAAAACAGCUGAAAAGAAUAUGUAUUUAUUGUCAUUGAAUGAAAUGACGAGCUCAGCAUCGAAUGCUACCGAUGAUCCCUUCAAUUUAUUUGAGAGAAAAUUCUAUGCUUGUGCCAAGGCCAUUCAUCGAUUUGUUCAAUCGGUGGGACAUGUCUUGCCUGAAAAUUAUGGACUCUUUAUGGACAAGUUAUUGGAAAAAACAAAACCAGCCAAGAGACCAGCUUAUAUUGAAGAAGGAGAUGACGCUGAUUUGACUUCUGAAUUAUCUGAACUUGCAACUAGUUCCUAUGUUGACACUUUUCAAAGUUUUGGAGGACGUGGCAGAAGAAACAAGUACAUGCCCCCAUGUGGAGGAUGUGGACACUGCAGAGCUUGUAUUGAUCAAUCCUUGUUGGAAGAGGAAGAAGAAAGACUUGGUCGAAAUGAAGAAGAUAAUUAUGAAAAUGAUCAAACAGAAAGAGAUUUAGAUGAUGAAUAUCUUGAGGAAGAAGAAGAAGACGACGAGUUUGUGCCAGAACAAGUAAUCAUGAAGGAAAAUCUCAAUGAAGAAGCAAAAAAAUCAUUGGAAGAUUAA
Molecule: messenger RNA, 3183 nt
Organism: Naegleria lovaniensis
Lineage: Eukaryota; Heterolobosea; Eutetramitea; Acrasida; Naegleriidae
Exons: 1
Coding region: 1-3183 (1060 amino acids)
Source: RefSeq, a predicted model, not a curated record